This is a messenger RNA of Paramecium sonneborni, 529 nucleotides long. Lineage: Eukaryota; Ciliophora; Oligohymenophorea; Peniculida; Parameciidae. The record is from the annotation of a GenBank genome assembly.
AAAUAAUCUAAGCUUAUGUCUAAUUCUAAUGAAAAUGAGAAGGGUAAGGAAAAAGAAGAGCAGUAUUAUAGAUAUCCAAAAUCCUUUUUAAAAGAUAUCUUUAUCACUUUACAUUCCUUUGAUAAUCCAGAGAGAGAUGAGCAUGAAGAAUUCAUUGAUAUCGAAAUGAAAUACGAUUUAUUUAGUUAUGCUUACAAAGGAGUAGCAGAUAUUGAGUUAAAGUUUAUGAAAAGCUCAGAAGAAUAUUUGAAAUUAAAAAGCAUUGAAAAAUGUAAAGAAACUCCAAAAUAUACUUGGAUGUAAAAUAUAUACAGAAAUAAAACAAUUAAUAAAGAAGAUGAUAUGUUAGCUUGUGAAAAAUGGGUGAUUGAUAUUAAUGGUUAAAGAGAAGUCUCCUAUGAAGUAAUAGUAUUAUGAUUACCAAUUUAGUUAGAAUUUUUUUAAUCGUAACAGGAUAAAUUUUAUUCAAUAAUAUACCCUCCUACAACUAUGAAGUUUUUUUAUUAUAUGUUUAAGAAUUAUUGAGUCA